AUGACGACUUUCAGGAAAACCUCCCACCUCCCUCCUACCCUCCAACCCUCAGACAAUUACUAUGAUCUUGGCACCUAUGAACGUCGAGUGACAACGAGCUCACCAGAGGCCCAGUUAUGGUUUAAUCGGGGUCUUGUAUGGGCUUACUCCUUCAACCAUGAAGAGUCCGUUCGCUGUUUCGAGAAAGCCGCCGUCUAUGAUCCCAACUGCGCUAUGGCAUUCUGGGGAAUAGCAUACUCGGCCGGUCCCAACUACAACAAGGCCUGGGUGCGAUUUGAUCGGAACGAUUUGGAGCACUCCGUCCAGAGAUCUAAGACCGCCUUGGGUCGCGCCUUGAGCCUUGCAGACCAGGCCUCUCCGGUUGAACGCGACGUGAUCCGCGCUCUCGCUGCCCGGUUUCCGACCGCCGAAAUCCCUACUAACCUCAAGACGUUGAAUGAUGCUUAUGCAGAGGCCAUGCGUCCGGUAUACCAUGCCUAUCCCCGGGAUCGAGAUGUGAUAGCGUUGUUUGUAGACGCUCUUAUGUGUCGUCGGCCCCGAGACUUGUGGAACGUGGAUACCGGCGAGCCCAGCGACCCUCUCACUGUCGAGGCUCGUACUGUCCUUGAAUCAGGGCUAGCAAGACGCGACGGCUACGAUCAGCCCGCCUUCUGUCAUUUGUACAUUCAUCUCAUGGAAAUGUCUCCCUUCCCCGAAAUAGCCUUACCUGCCGCGGACCGCCUACGCCAUCUUGUUCCCGAAGCCUCCCAUAUGCUGCACAUGGGGAGUCAUAUUGAUAUUGCAGUUGGGGAUUAUCGCCGAGUGGUAUCGUCAAAUCACGACGCCAUGAUCGCCGACGAUAAGUAUUUCUCGAGAGAGAAAGGGUCGAUCCUUUACACGGCGUAUCGAGCACACAACAUCUAUGCAAAGGUGUACGGAGCUAUCAUGUGCGGUCGGUUCAAAGAUGCCAUCUCAGCGGCGAGGCGACUACAUGAUAUUCUGACUGUUGAGAUUCUGUCAAUCAAGAGCCCCCCAAUGGCAGACUGGACCGAAGGUAUUCUUUCGAUUCUGCCGCAUGUUCUGGUCCGGUUCGGUCGAUGGGAUGAUGUCCUUAGCCUGGAGUUGCCGACCCACCGGGAGUUGUUCUGCUCCACCACCGCGAUGAUUUUGUAUGCACGUGGGAUUGCUCAUAGUGUCCUAGGUCACAUAGAGCAGGCCGAACGUGCCCAAAGCGAAUUCGAAGCUGCCCGCUCCAAAGUGCCUGAAAGUCGUCUUAACAGCCUGCCGACCAAAGAAGUCGACGUGCUGAGAGUGGCUUCGGCCAUGUUACAGGGAGAGCUUGAAUACCGCAAGGGUAACAUUGAGUCAGCUUUUUGCAGUCUUCGGAAAGCCGUUGAGCUUGAAGACGCAAUUCCCUAUUGCGACCCGCCAGCAUGGAUGCAACCCGUCCGUCAUGCUCUCGGCGCAUUGUUGUUGGAACAGAACCGGGUUGAAGAAGCUGAGCAGGCCUUCCGGGAAGAUCUCGGUCUGAGUGAGACCUACCCUCGUCGACGAGCUCGGGUUAAUAAUGUCUGGGGUCUGCACGGGCUGUACGAGUGUUUUACACGGUCCGGCAAACAUAAGGAGGCCAUACUUCUUCGUAAUCAACGGGACUUUGCACUGGCAUCUGCGGACACCCCAAUCACUGCAUCGUGUUAUUGUCGCUUAUCGACCUGCGCGGAUGAGACGACCUGCUGCUCAGCGUCAGCAAAAUCGACCUUGUAA
Molecule: messenger RNA, 1743 nt
Organism: Aspergillus melleus
Lineage: Eukaryota; Fungi; Ascomycota; Eurotiomycetes; Eurotiales; Aspergillaceae
Exons: 1
Coding region: 1-1743 (580 amino acids)
Cellular component (GO): intracellular anatomical structure
Molecular function (GO): protein binding
Source: RefSeq, a predicted model, not a curated record